This is a messenger RNA of Paramecium pentaurelia, 2755 nucleotides long. Lineage: Eukaryota; Ciliophora; Oligohymenophorea; Peniculida; Parameciidae. The record is from the annotation of a GenBank genome assembly.
AUGAAAACUCCAUUCGGAAUUCAAUAAUACUUUGCAAUCAAAUAAAUUUAACAUCAAUAAUUGUUAGAUGAAGAAUCUGAAUAUUCUAAGAGGAUUAUUAUUAAGGAAAUUGAAAUUGAUUCAAAUAUUUGCAAGAAAUAAGUAUAACUUAUGCUUGAUAAUACUCCUGUAUAUUUUCCUCAUCAACCUUAUGAAGUAUAAAAAAUUUAUAUGGAAAGUGUAAUAAAAGCAUUAAAUAAAAAAUAGAAUGCAUUGUAUUUUAUAACAAUUAAUAUAGAUUAGAUUGGAAUCACCAACAGGUACAGGAAAAACCUUAUCUUUACUUUGUGCUUCAUUAGCAUGGUUAAAGAAGAAUAGAUAAGAUUAAUUAAAUUCUGAUUAGCCUAAGAAUAUUAAAAUUAUAUAUUCAUCAAGAACUCAUGCUCAAUUAAAAUAAGUAGCUAUGGAAUUGAAGAAGACUAUCUAUAAACCUAAUAUUUCUAUGCUUGGAUCUAGAGAUUAAUAUUGUAUAAGAGGUGAUUUUAAUAUGUUAAAAGGGACUAUGUUAAAUUAAAGUUGCAGAAAAUCAGUCAAGGCAAAUUAAUGUUAGUUUUAUAAGAAAGAACAUCUUAUUGUUAUGGCACAAAGUUAUAGCACAUUAAUAAAUAGUUUAGAAGAAGCAAAAUAAUUUGGUUAGAAAAAUAAAUUAUGUCCUUAUUAUUUUGAGAGAUAACGAUUGGAUUUUGCAGAUCUUAUUUUGUUACCUUACAAUUAUUUAUUAGAAAAAGACUUUUUAGAUGUUGUCUAAAUAGAGAAUUCAAUUUUGAUAUUUGAUGAAGCACAUAAUGUGUAAUCUACUGCUGAAGAUGGGUCUUCAUUUCUUAUUACUCAUAAUCAUAUUGUUGAAGCUGUAAAAGAUCUUGAGAAAUGGAUUGAUGAACUUGAAUCAGUUACAGUAUUUUAUGAUCAAUUAAAAACUAAAUUAAAUUCAGCUAAAGUAUCAUCAGAUUUAAAUGAAUUUAAAUCUAUCAUGAUUACAAUUAAAAUAUUUGCUUAAUAUUUAGAAUCAUUUAAAAAUAAUCAACAAUUUAUAAUAACUGAUAAGGAAGAUAAAUAUUUAAUUUUAGAUGCUAGACAAAUAUAAUUUAUGAUAUUUGAGAAUACUUAAGAUAAAGAUAAUACUUUUUAAUUAUGGUCAGAGAAUUCUUAAACUAAUUAUGCUAAAGGAGUUAAUAAAACUAAUUUUGCUUAGUAUUUAAUUCAUUGUUCUACUUUGAUUGAAGUUAUGGGAGAAUUAUCUCAAAUUCCAGGUUAUCAUUUUGAAUCCUGGGUUAAAUUUAUGAAAAAUGUAUAUGAUCUUAUUAUAGUUGAAGAUGAAAGAGAAAAAUAAAAAUUAUCAUUAGAUUCUUUAUAAAACGAGUUUAAUUAAUAUAAAUUAUCUUUCAUUCUUGAUUAAUCUAAUUAAUUAUCUAUCAAUAUGUGGUGUCUUGAACCCUCAUUAGCUUUUUCCAGGCUAUUUAAUAAAAAUAUUUAUUCAAUUAUGUUAACAUCUGGUACACUUUCACCUAUGCCCUCAUGGGUUUGUGAAUUAAGAUUACCGUUUGAUGUUUAAUUAAGUAAUGAACAUAUAAUUGAUCUGAAUAAAAAUCUUAGAGUAUUUUAACAUAAAAUUUUCGAUUUUUAAUAUAAUUAAAGAAAUAAUGAAGAAUAAAUUUGCAGAUUUGGUGUUACUUUAUUAAGUUUAUGUUAGAUUAUUCCUAAUGGAAUUUUAGUUAUAUUUUCAUCUUAUAGUCUUAUGAAUAAAUUUAGAAGUAAAUGGACAUACAAUAAAUUAAUACCUCGAUUGAGUGAAAUUAAAGCAUGUUUAUGGGAACCUUAAUAAAGUUCAGAAAUGCAAAAUGUUUUUGAUACAUAUAAAUUAAAAGCUAAAAAAGGUGCCAUAAUGUUUGCAGUUCAUAGAGGUAAGGUUGCUGAAGGAAUAGAUUUUUCUGAUGAAUUAUGUAGAGCUAUCUUCUUAGUAGGUGUUCCAUAUCCACCUAAAUAAGAUAAUCAUCUUUUACAAAAAAUGAAUUAUUUGGAUAAAUUAUUCAGUGAUCCAGAAUUCAAACAUUAAUAACGAAUAAGAAGUUCUGAAUGGUAUAUUCAAUAAGCUAUACGUGCUACAAAUCAGGCUAUGGGAAGAGUUAUUAGACAUAUAAAUGAUUAUGGGUAUAUAUUUUUUUUUAUUUUUAGAAUUGUUUAUCUAUGUGAUAAAAGAUUUGAAUAAAAAGACAUUAAAUAAGGAUUAUCAAAAUGGUUAUAACCAGCUAUUUAGCCAUGGAUUAAUGAUGAUGAAAUCAUAAAGCAAACUAAGGAUUUCUUUUUAAAUCGAAAAAAUUAAAUUAAUGAAAAAGAGUAUAUUGAAUAAAUACCUAUUUAAGAAUAAGAAGUCAAAAAAAGAAAGCUUGAAUUUUUUGGAUUACAAAAUAAAUAUGAAUUUGAAAAGUUAAAAGAUGAAACAUUUGAUAGGAUGAAAUAAUAAAUAAAUGAAUAAUAAAAUUAAAAUGAGUACAUCAAUCUAAAAAAUUAUUAAAUGAUUAAUAUACCUUAAGAUAAGUAAUUAAAUAAUACUAAUUCAGAUAAAUAAUGUGAGAUUGUUAAUUAUCAAAAUUCAAAUUUUUCUAAUUUAGAUCACUCUCACAUAUAAUAAAAGUAACAAAAAAUGGAUUUUGAUAAUAUUUUUUAAAUAGAAUCAAAUAAGAAGAAGCUUUGUAUAAAAUUAAAAAAUAAAAAAUGA